Molecule: messenger RNA, 2328 nt
Organism: Sorghum bicolor (sorghum)
Lineage: Eukaryota; Viridiplantae; Streptophyta; Magnoliopsida; Poales; Poaceae
Product: two-component response regulator-like PRR1
Exons: 6
Coding region: 542-2116 (524 amino acids)
Biological process (GO): cytokinin-activated signaling pathway; phosphorelay signal transduction system
Molecular function (GO): protein binding
Source: RefSeq, a predicted model, not a curated record
GGCUCUGCUUCCUCCCCGUCUCUCCUCUGUUCGCCUUCGCCCCGCGCCGAGAGAGCUCCCAACCCCACUCACUACUGCGGAAAGCGGAAAAAGCGAGGAAAAAUAUCCAUCCUGCUCCAGCGAAGCACCGCAGGCCGCCCCGCAGCAGAGAAGAGCGGACGCCAUCGCCCGCCACCGCCGCCGCCGCCCCUCAAUAGAUUAGGCGCGGAUAAUGGUGCGGGCCGGACCGCGACGGGCGGAGGAGGGCGCCGCGGCCCACGGCGGACCCAGCCGCCGCCGCCGCCGCUGAUAGCAGUACACCUGCUAACCAGCCAUCUGCAGGCACGCGCGGUGGUAGCCCGCGAGGCGAGGGGCCCCGGGUUGACUGGGCGGUACUGGCGGCGGCGGGGAUGGAGGAGGAGGCGUCUGCAGAUUCGCCGACCGCGUCGUCGUCCUGCGCCUGUGUCUCUGGUUCCAGCCGGUGCUGAAUCCGAGACGUUUCGGUUCGUGUCCCUAGUCCCCUUGGCGGAGGCGCGUGGUUGGUGUGCUUGGGGGUUUGGGUAUGGUAGGCGGCGGCGAGGGGGAUCGAGUGGGCGGCGGCGGCGGAGGCGGAGGCGGUUUGGGGGUUGGGGGAGGCCAGCAGUUCGUGGACCGGAGCAAGGUGAGGAUUCUUCUCUGCGACGGUGAUGCCACCAGCUCCAGGGAGGUGCUGCGGCUCCUCUGCAACUGCUCGUACCAUGUAACUUGCGCCAAGUCUCCGCGGCAGGUGAUCAAUAUUCUCAACUAUGAGGGUGGCGAGAUCGACAUCAUCCUGGCUGAGGUUGAUCUGCCGGUCUCCAAGUGCUUCAAGAUGCUCAAGUACAUUGCCAGGAACAAGGACCUGCGCCACAUCCCAAUCAUCAUGAUGUCCAACAGAGAUGAGGUGUCUGUUGUUGUCAAGUGCUUGCGGCUUGGUGCGGCUGAGUACCUGGUGAAGCCGCUGCGCACGAAUGAGCUGCUGAACCUUUGGACCCAUGUGUGGCGGCGGAGACGGAUGCUUGGUUUGCCCGAGAAAAACUUCUUCCAUGACAACUUCGAGUUGGUGCUCUCAGAACCUAGUGAUGCCAACACCAAUAGCACCACCCUCCUCUCAGACGAGACAGACGAUAGGCCUAAAGAAAACAUGAAUCAAGAAACGGGCACCUCAAAUCAACUUGAAUACGAGUCCAAUCCUUCUGUUGCUGAGCCUGACCAGAGAGACAAGAUGGAGGGUGUACCAGGUUCUGUCGUAGAUGCCAGUCAAGCAUCCUCUCCGGGAAGAAUGUUUUCACGCCCUAUAAAAACUAACCUGAGGAUUGCUGAGUCGUCUGCAUUUCUAGCAUAUGUUAAGACAAGCACACCAACCACCAGCUCACUUGAUAGCGAAUUACAAAGAGGUGGCAGUCAGUUAGAUUCUUUGGAUAACCAGGGUAAUUGCUCUAGUGCAACAGAUAGAAGUGACACCGUUACUGAUGUAAAUAUUCGGAAUAAAGAAGCUUUUGAGAUGCCUGUGCAGUACCCUAUGGUGUGCUUUUCUUCCUCUAACACACAUAUGGAGCGAAGCAAUGAAGGCCAUAAUGAUACUUCAGGAACUCCACCUGUAUACCAUUUCCCAUUUUAUUAUCCAGGGAUGGUAGAGCACAACAUGGCAGUUUCAUCAGUGCAAAAUUUUCAAGCAAACAUAAACAAUGCUCAAGCACAUACACCACCAACGAUGCUUCCCCAGUACAAUGUUUAUCCCCAAUGCCAUGGUUUACCUAUGAUAUCAUCAUUUCAGUUUAAUCCUGCGGGCAUGAAUAUGCACUCAAGUCAUUUACCGACACAAAAUGUGUGGUCAUCGGCAUCAAGCACACCAAUGCCUGAGGAAACAUGCAAUCGCUCUGAAAGGAGGGCUGCAGCACUUGCCAAAUUCAGGCAGAAAAGGAAAGAGCGCUGCUUUGACAAGAAGGUGAGGUAUGUGAACCGGAAGAAACUUGCUGAAACAAGGCCUAGGGUGCGAGGUCAAUUUGUUAGACAGGCAAGCAAUACAGAUAUCACCAGCACUGGAGAUGAUAUCUCUGAAGACGAAGAUGACGAUCCAUCGUCCAGGGAGGUAGAUAUCGUUUCCUCUCCAGAGUAGUGGAGAGGUCCUCUAUGUUAAAAAAAAUAGAGUGCAGAUGAUUACUGCUCACUUUGUUACAACUCAGUAGACCUAGGCAAUACAUUCUUCUACUGGCAACAAGGCAGCACACCCUUUUUUGCUCACACACAGUAUAACCUUUUUGUCCCCCAAAACAUGUGGCUGUUACUUUGAUUACUUUAAUGGAGAAAUCAUCUUUUGAUUAAGUGUAA